Molecule: messenger RNA, 1012 nt
Organism: Salmo salar (Atlantic salmon)
Lineage: Eukaryota; Metazoa; Chordata; Actinopteri; Salmoniformes; Salmonidae
Product: COX assembly mitochondrial protein 2 homolog
Cellular component (GO): mitochondrion
Source: RefSeq, a predicted model, not a curated record
GUCAGAGUGUAGUCCUUUGCCUUUACGAAAGAGUGGGAGAAAUGUAGAUAGCUACCAUCAUGUCCUCUGUUAUCAAAUAAAUAACUAGGUUUACAAUCGAAUGCUGUCUGAAUUGUUAAACACAUUUUUCAAGAUUUGUACAGUAGCUAGCUAGAUGUAAAUACAUCGACAGUAACCUGGCAGUAAUAGGAGUUAAAACAAGGGGUUGAAAGAACGUUGCAUUUGCCCAUUAGUGGUAUUUCUCGCUAAUACUAGCCACUGGCGCUAGCGACAUUUGGUCAACGAUAUAUUAUAUUCCCGGAAGAUAGAUAUCUCAAUGAUAUCCCAACUGAACUGGUAAUAACUUUAUUCAGUUAGCUACCUUAUUCUAUCCACAGCUUUAAGUAUUGUUGGAGUGGUAAGCCCUUAACUCAGAAUGCACUCUGAUCUGUCGCCUCACCUGCACACGGACGAGUGCAACAUACUGAUAAACCUGCUGAAGCAGUGCCACACGGAGCACAAUGUCAAGAAGUUCUUUGGCCAUUGCAAUGAUAUGGACCGUGCCAUGAGGGCUUGUUUGAAGAACGAGCGAAUUGCAAAGAGGGAGAAAAGCAAACUGCAUGCUAAAGAGAUGAGACAGAGGCUGAAAGACGGCCCUAAGGAAGAGUUCUGAAUGGCAGUACUGGCUGAGCCGAUGCUCCAGGAAGGGGCACAGGAACUGGGUAUUGGAGGACUUGGGACUUACUGGGGCCUACCAUGCGAAGCCUACCUUACUGCCUGGACAUCUGGCCACAGGAAGUCUCUCAUAAUGUUGGUUUCAGUAUGUGUGUUGGGUGUGAUGGAAUGUCAUAGUGGAUGAUCAUUUCGCUACUCAGUGAUCAGAGCUCAUAUGGGGGGUUCUGUUUAGCUUGGUUGAUUAAAUAUGUAAAGUACUUAACAAAAUAAUUGUUUUAAAUUGUCUGAGUUUCUGACUGGGGAAUGACAAUGAUGAAUGAACACUGGAUUUCUAUUGAAUAAAGUUUACCAAAACACA